AUGGUCGCCAUAGCAAUAGAUAGAUUCUGUGCUAUACAUUUCCCGAUGGCUUUCAGAGUCAGAUUCACUCUUAGACGAACACGUAUUAUCAUAGUAAUUGUGUGGUUGUUAGCCUGCGUUGCCGCCAUGCCUACGGCUUUUAUGUUCAAGGCGAUUUAUGGUUCCCUUGGAAACAACAGCGUCACAUACAAAGGCAAGUCUCCAUUCGCUUGUAAACUUGUUCUACCAUUUGGUCCAUGGUUCUCCGACUUCAAAGCCGUCUACUUGAACGUGAUCUUGUUCUACCUACCGGUAUUAAUUACGGCAGUACUGUAUUCAUUUAUCGUCUACAAAGUAUGGAGAAACGGCGUCGCCAUGGCAACUAGCCGCCAAACAACUAAAAAAUCACACUCAAACGCUCACUGGAAGACAGCCAAGGUGUUGAUUGCAGUGUUUAUUGCCUACACCUGUUGCUAUGUUUUAUUAAGCACGUACAAUCUGGUGUCUCGGUAUUUUCCUCAGUUCUACCUGCAUCCUAUGAUUAAGAACGUCGGUUUAUUGCUGCCGUAUGCUAACAGUUGUAUAAAUCCGAUUAUUUAUUCGUUCAUCAACAAGACCUUUCGCCAAUCGGUUCGAACGCUUAUCUGCGGUCACACUGAUAAAGGAUUACGUAAUACUACCUCGACGUAUAUUUCAUCAUCUAAUAACCAUGAGAAUGUUGUUUCUAGGAUGUCACAAGAAGGCGUGACGUCACCGUUUGAGGUAGACGAUAAUAUUUAA
Saccoglossus kowalevskii is the source of this 759-nucleotide messenger RNA. Its product is annotated as somatostatin receptor type 5-like. Lineage: Eukaryota; Metazoa; Hemichordata; Enteropneusta; Harrimaniidae. Gene Ontology annotation, cellular component: plasma membrane. Gene Ontology annotation, biological process: G protein-coupled receptor signaling pathway. The record is from RefSeq and is a predicted model, not a curated record. Gene Ontology annotation, molecular function: G protein-coupled receptor activity.